AUGGAUACCCCGGGCCCAAGGUCUGACUCGAAGACCAACAUCGAUGUUCCUACCAUCAGCCAUGAUGACCAUCAUGAACAUGCAAAUUUCAAGACUGCUAAAAAUGCAGAUGGCGACACUGCGAUGGCAUUGUUUGAUGAUCCGGACGAGCUUCAUGAAGAAGUCGAUCCGGCCGAGGCAAGGAAGCUAUUGUGGAAGAUCGACUUCAUGAUUCUUCCUUAUCUCGCCGUUUGUUAUGCUUUCUUUUAUAUUGACAAGACAACUCUAAGCUAUGCAGCUAUCUUUGGUAUCCGCGAAGACCUCGACCUGCACGGAACUCGGUAUAGUUGGCUGAGCAGCAUUUUCUACUUCGGAUUCUUAAUCUGGGCAUUCCCAACCAACUUCUUGAUGCAACGACUUCCGAUUGGGAAAUACUUGGGGGUUAAUAUCUUCAUGUGGGGUGUUUUCCUUAUGAUCCAAGCAGCCUGCAACAGCUUCGAGACCCUCGCGGUGCUUCGAGCCCUGGGCGGCGCGGCCGAAGCCUGCGCCGACCCUGCUUUCAUGCUCAUUACGACGAAUGGACUGGGUAUAGCUCUAGGUGGUCUGUUGGGCUAUGGAAUUGGCCAGAUUAAGGGUGCCCUCCCAUCUUGGAGAUACGAGUUUAUUGUGAUUGGUGCUUUGUGUGCAGCUUGGGGUAUUGUGAUGUUCAUCUUCCUCCCUGAUUCACCUGUCACAGCAAAGGGUCUUAGCAAGAGAGAGCGCCGAAUGGCUGUCGAGCGUCUACGUGAAAACCAGACCGGUGUGGAGAACAAGAACCUCAAGCCCUACCAGAUUCUAGAGGCUUUUAUGGACUACAAGCUCUACAUGUUCUUUAUCCUGGGUCUUGUUUGUAAUAUCCCCAACGGUGGCAUUUCAAAUUUUGGAACUAUCAUCAUUAAAGGCUUUGGGUACUCAACCUUGGUGACCACUCUCAUGCAGAUCCCCUAUGGGUUUAUCAUUGCCAUUUCAAUUCUGGCCUGUGUCUUCUUGAAUGACCGCUUUGAGAACCGACGUUGUGUCUUCAUCUUGAUAUUCUUGCUGCCCAACCUUGCUGGUGCCUUUGGCCUCCGCUUCGUUCCAGUCCAGCAUAGCGUAGGCCGGUUGAUCUGCUACUAUCUCACAGGACCGUACAACGCUGCAUUUGUGCUUGUGUUGAGUAUGCAGAUCGCAAACACAGCUGGGCAUACCAAAAAGGUAGUCACCAAUGCCGUCCUAUUCUUAGGCUACUGCACUGGAAACAUCGCCGGACCUUUCUUCUAUAAAACAGAUCAAUCUCCUACAUACGAGCUAGGAAUCUGGUCGAUGAUCGUUUCUCACUUGAUCGAGGCUGUUCUGAUCAGUACUCUUGGUCUCUUGCUACGCUGGGAGAACAAGAAGCGUGAUCGUAUCCAGUCUCAGAUGGAAGGUGGUCUCGAGGGAAGAGAUCUGGAUUCCACCGCAUUCUUGGACCUGACGGACCGAGAAAAUUUGAAGUAUGUAUUCUACAUCUACAGAUGUGAUCCCCUUCUCCGUACUGUUGCUCGUAUCAAGUAUCUAACAGCACACCAGCUUUCG
Messenger RNA from Penicillium brevicompactum, 1572 nucleotides. RefSeq names its product putative MFS allantoate transporter. The transcript is spliced from 10 exons. Gene Ontology annotation, cellular component: membrane. Lineage: Eukaryota; Fungi; Ascomycota; Eurotiomycetes; Eurotiales; Aspergillaceae. Gene Ontology annotation, molecular function: transmembrane transporter activity. Gene Ontology annotation, biological process: transmembrane transport. The annotation marks the transcript as partial. The record is from RefSeq and is a predicted model, not a curated record.